Molecule: messenger RNA, 482 nt
Organism: Rubroshorea leprosula
Lineage: Eukaryota; Viridiplantae; Streptophyta; Magnoliopsida; Malvales; Dipterocarpaceae
Source: the annotation of a GenBank genome assembly
ACUACAAAUACUUUCACACAAGGUUAAUUAACACUCAAAACUAGCACAUUCUCAUACCUUGUUCUCCCUUUUGAACACUGCUUCUCACCAUGUCGUCUUCUCUCUGUCUCCACAUCUUUCUCCUUUGCUUUUUGGUGCAUGCAUGUAAUGCUCGUCGUCCAGUCUUCGUUACCAACCAGAGUACUGAAAAUGAAGUCAAUUUUCUAGGCAAGCAGGAUGAUGAGAUCAAUAACCUGGGGAAGUCAGAACCAAGGUCUUUAGUUGUCGUACAUGAAGUGCAAAGACAAACACAAGAAGACUUCAAUGGAAUCCAUGAAACAAAAAAGGGUGCAGUUACCAUGAAGCAAAAACUCAUCAACGCUUUCUUUAUAGCAAAAGAAGGCAUUUCAAGGGCAAUUACAGGUUAAUUAAGCUCAGAAUAUUUCAGUAUUUUUCUGAUUCCUGAGAUAUGAAAAUUCUUUCAUUAAAUUAUUUAUCUCAAA